Molecule: messenger RNA, 3740 nt
Organism: Myotis myotis
Lineage: Eukaryota; Metazoa; Chordata; Mammalia; Chiroptera; Vespertilionidae
Gene: GGT7
Product: gamma-glutamyltransferase 7
Exons: 15
Coding region: 57-2045 (662 amino acids)
Biological process (GO): glutathione catabolic process
Cellular component (GO): plasma membrane
Molecular function (GO): glutathione gamma-glutamate hydrolase
Source: RefSeq, a predicted model, not a curated record
GGCCCCCGCCGCACCACUUCCGGCAGGCGCUGCGCUGCUGGGGGGCGCGGGUGAGGAUGGCGGCGGAGAACCAGGCCAGUCAGGAGAGCGCCCUGGGCGCCUACUCGCCCGUGGACUACAUGAGCAUCACCAGCUUUCCGCGGCUGCCGGAGGAUGAGCCGGCUCCCGCGGCCCCUCUGAGGGGCCGCAAGGACGAGGAUGCCUUCUUGGGAGACCCCGAUACAGACCCGGACUCCUUCCUGAAGUCAGCGCGCCUGCAGCGGCUGCCGUCGUCAUCUUCAGAGAUGGGGAGCCAGGACGGGUCGCCUUUACGCGAGACCCGCAAAGACCCGUUCUCCGCAGCAGCCGCGGAGUGCUCUUGCCGCCAGGACGGGCUCACGGUCAUAGUCACAGCCUGCCUCACCUUUGCCACGGGUGUCACUGUGGCGCUCAUUAUGCAGAUCUAUUUCGGGGACCCUCAGAUCUUGCACCAGGGCGCCGUGGUGACCGAUGCUGCUCGUUGUACAUCACUGGGCAUCGAGGUGCUCAGUAAACAGGGAUCUUCUGUGGAUGCAGCUGUGGCCGCCGCCCUGUGUUUGGGAAUUGUGGCUCCGCACAGUUCUGGCUUGGGCGGUGGGGGUGUGAUGCUGGUACAUGACAUCCGACGCAAUGAGAGCCGCCUAAUUGAUUUCCGGGAGUCUGCACCAGGGGCCCUCAGGGAAGAGGCCCUGCAGAGAUCCUGGGAAACCAAGCCUGGGCUCUUGGUGGGGGUUCCCGGAAUGGUGAAGGGGCUACAUGAAGCUCACCAGCUCUAUGGCAGGCUGCCAUGGUACCAAGUCCUGGCCUUUGCAGCAGCUGUGGCCCAAGAUGGCUUCAACGUAACCCAUGAUCUAGCACGUGCCCUGGCAGAACAGCUGCCGCCUGAUGCAUCUGAGCACUUCCAUGAGACGUUCCUGCCAUCGGGCCGCCCACCACUACCUGGCUCGCUGAUGCAACGGCCUGACCUGGCCAUGGUACUGGAUUUACUUGGCACCUAUGGCCCCGCUGCCUUCUAUGCUGGUGGUAACCUCACGCUGGAGAUGGUGGCCGAGGCUCAGCAUGCAGGGGGUGUUAUAACUGAGGAGGACUUCAGCAACUACAGUGCCCUCGUGGAGAAGCCUGUGUGUGGCGUGUACAGAGGCCACCUGGUUCUCAGUCCCCCACCCCCGCACACAGGCCCUGCCCUCAUCAGUGCUCUCAACAUCCUCGAGGGCUUCAAUCUCACCAGCCUGGUCUCCCGGGAACAGGCUCUUCACUGGGUGGCAGAGACCCUGAAGAUUGCAUUAGCCCUGGCCAGCAGACUGGGAGACCCCAUCUAUGAUUCUACAAUCAUUGAGAGCAUGGAUGACAUGCUAAGCAAAGUAGAGGCUGCCUACCUCCGGGGCCACAUCAAUGACUCCCAGGCAGCCCCUGCCCCACUCCUGCCUGUUUACGAGCUGGAUGGGGCUCCCACGGCUGCCCAGGUGCUGAUCAUGGGCCCUGAUGACUUCAUUGUGGCCAUGGUCAGCUCCCUGAACCGGCCCUUUGGCAGUGGCCUCAUCACCCCCUCGGGGAUCCUACUCAACAGCCAGAUGCUGGAUUUCUCCUGGCCCAACAGGACUGCUAACCACUCUGCACCCAGCCUGGAGAAUUCGGUACAGCCAGGGAAGCGGCCACUGUCUUUCCUACUGCCCACUGUGGUCCGGCCGGCAGAGGGGCUCUGUGGAACCUACCUCGCCCUGGGGGCCAAUGGAGCUGCCCGGGGCCUCAGCGGCCUAACCCAGGUUCUGCUGAAUGUCCUGACCUUGAACCGGAACCUGAGUGACAGCCUGGCCCAUGGCCGCCUACACCCGGACCUGCAGUCCAACCUCCUGCAGGUGGACAGUGAGUUCACAGAGGAAGAGAUUGAGUUCCUGGAAGCGAGGGGUCACCACGUGGAGAAGGUAGAUGUCUUAUCCUGGGUCCAUGGCAGCCGGAGAACCAACAACUUCAUCAUCGGUGUGAAGGACCCUCGGAGUCCAGAUGCAGCUGGAGCCACCAUCCUGUAGAGCAGCAGGGUGGGGUGGGGGUCUCUGCUCCCCCCCCCCCUUUGCAUGUUCCUAGAGUCCUUCCUUCUCCCAGGUUUGGUCUUAGGAGGACCCCAGGGAUGCCCCAGAUCAGGGGCAAGAGGGGAUGCUUAUCAAACUCUUCCCCAGAGUAACUGGAAAAUUCUCCAUCCAGAGGCCUGUGGUGGUGGUGGUGGUGGUGAGUGUCAGUGUUCAUAUCAGGCAGACAGGACCUUGAGGAGUCAGAUUAUCUGUCUGUCUCCUUUCCCUCAGCCAUGCUGGCCUUGAGCUUAGGGAUGUGCUUGCAAACCCUUCUCAAGGGUCCUCACAACCCCAAAAUCUCCAGUCUGGCCUUACCUGGGCCUUGUCUUCCAGUUCCCUUCUCUUGUCCUCAGCCUCAUUUCUUAAAUGACUAGGAUUUUUUUCUAAUGGGCCAUCCUGGGAGGUUCCUCUCUUCCUCCCACCAGGUUGAGGCAGGCACAUUGUAUCUGGGGUCCAGGGUACGGAAUCCCUAGGGGUGGGGGUGGGGACCAGCUCAGGGGCUUCCAUUUGCAAAGGGGAAUUAAAGAAAGAAUAUUGCUUAACCAUGGCUCUGGCUUGAUUUAUGUUUUGGCUGUGUUGGGAGUUGAGUGAGAGACCUCAGUUCACCUUGUCCUAGUAGCCUUGACUCCAGGGCAAACUAGAGUCAAUUUUAUGGGGGUCAUAAUAUCUGCCAUCUAUCUAAGGCUUGUAUUAUAAAAAUUAUAAAGUAAUUAAUAACUAUAAUUAUAGAUGGCAUCUAUUGAACGCUUUAUGUGUGCCAGGCUCUAUGCUAAUUUUAUUUAGUCUUUUUUACAAAUCUCAUGAGGUAGGUUCUAUGCCCAUUUUACAUAUGGGAAGCUAACAAAAAGAGGUUAGAGACUUGUCUGAGGGUCCUCAUGUAUGAAAUGGAAGAAUUGGGAUUCAAUCUCAGGAUGUCUAACCCUUAAUUUGUGCUCGUAACCAUUUGCACAUCUACUAGAUGAAUUACUUGUUAAAACAUAUACUGUAUACAAUAUAUAUAAGACAAUAUGUACCUUUUAUACAUUAUGGCAUUUAUGCAUGCACAUAUCCAUGCAUUGUCGUCCAGACACUUUGUUAGGCACUGGAAAUUCGUCAUUGAACAAGAAUAUUUUUUAUGGGUUUGCAGUUUACAGGAGGAAUAAAACAUUAAAGAAAUAAGGACACAAAUAAUUAGGGUAAUUGCCAUCACAAGAAGCUCUAUGAGGGAUGCUAUGAGAAUGGAUACCAGGAAAGUUAAUCUAAUUCAGGGGUGGGGUGGGCCAGCAAAGAUCUCCCCAAGGAGGUGAUGAGGGUGAGUAGGAUUGAAAGAAAAGGAUUAGAUGUGAGAUGUGAGAAUGUCAUUUUAGGCAAAGGGAUCAGUGUGUGUAAAGGUCCUUAGGGAUGUGCUUGCAAAGAAUGUGCUAUGUUAAAGGAGGUGGGAGAAAGCCAAUGUAUUCUUCCUAGAGCAGGGAUUAGUCAACAAAUGUUUUCUGCAAAGGGCCAGACAGUAAAUAUUUCAUGCUUUGAGGCUAUAUGGUCCCUGUAGUAACUACUCAACCUUACUGUUAUCAUAAAAAGCAAUCAUAGACAUUAUGUAAACAACUGUCUAUGUUCCCAUGAAACCUUAUUUUUUUUUAAUUAAAUCUUUAUUAUUCAGAUUAUUACAUUUGUUCCUCU